AGAGAAUCUAGAUGGUGACGAUACGAGCAAAAUGGUAGAUGUGUGUUUAAAAGUCGCUACAAUAUUCACGUUUAUUACGAUAUGUAAUGGUAUAUAUUUUUACGAUGAUUUUGUUGAAGACGGUUUCAGUCACCAAAACAAUUUUAAAAUUAGCCCAGCAAGAACUCCGCAGCAUAAAAAUUUGAAGAAUAUUGCAGCCGAAAAUCAGAUUUUGCGUUUUAAAAAAUACCUAAAAGACUACGAUUACGAUUCUCAAGAGAUGUUCGAAGACACAAACAAACAAAAUGAUAACAAACCCUCUAAAGUGACUGUAAAACCCUUUAAAAGUACAGAAAAUAGCAAAAAUAGAAAAAAUUCCACAAUUCGUUACCAGUAUUUUGAAGUGGUACCAGCUGUAAAUUAUAGCAGGCAUAAGAAUAUAAGAGAUUCGUUAUGGUAUACGAUAGAAAAUACUCCAUGCUUUAAUUUACCUCUUUUGUAUGGACACGUUUAUCCAGAGAAAUUCAAUAGGAAUGUCUUCUCUAUGUACCAGAACACGAUCGAUUACGUCGAGGAGCCUAUGCAAUAUUAUAGCGGUGAUUUUACAAAUAUGACCCAUAAAAUAACGCAGAUGAGACAUAAAAGUAAUAGAUGGUGCGAGAACGUUCCCUGCUUCGCGGACCAUACGCUGUGUAUGUUCCCUAAAUAUAAGAUGCCAAUCUGCGGGAACAGAUACAAAGUAAAGAAACCGAAUGCUCUGGAACGAGUCGGUAUUAUAAACACGAUCAACUCUAUGCGCAACAAGCUAGCGAACGGUCACUCUAUAAGGUACAGGCACUUGCCGACGGCGGCUAACAUGCAAAGAGUCUUGUACGAUCGGGAUUUGGAGAGGAUGGCCGAGCGAUGGCUACUUCAAUGCGUCGCCGGCCCCGCGCCCUGCGCCUCCCUCGAUGGUCAAAUGGUAGCCGAACUGGAGUGCACCAAGUACGCAAAAGACUGCUGUUUCAAAACAGAUCCAUCAUCAAAGUGCAAGGCUAAAGACGAGUGCUACCUGUUUUCUGUAAUGGGUUGUCUGUAUAUCUGGUACUGGGCGGCCGGGGACAAGUUGUCUCGUACAGACGUGACCUGCGGCAGAGCGACCCCCUUCACAUAUUCGACUGUGCAAUUAUUCUGGGCCAAGACCAGCAAAAUAGGAUGCGCUUACGCCGUUCUAGAAAACGGUGACGAGCGAGUCAUCUGUAAUUUCUCACCGAGCUCAUCAUUUUCUAUCGAGUCCAGGUUGUACUGCGGUAUCCUCCUGUACCACGACAAUAAAACAUUUGUAGGUAUAACUCAGGAUCUUUUCUCGACUAUUCUACGGCUGCACUGGAGGUACAGUAAGAACGACUACACCUUUUCGCUCCUGAAACUGAGAAGCAACGCUUCGAUAGCGGACCCCACGUACUGGAAGAGAAAAAAGUACGAUACGAUCAAAAACUUCGUUUCGCUGUUCAAGCACGAGAAGGCUAGGGAGUAUUACGGCGAUUGGACCAACGGGACCAGGAGCUGGAUGUCGGUGCAAGUGGCGAAGCACAAGUUCGUGGGCAAGAGCGGGCCGAGGUGUGAGUCGGGGGAGCGGGUGUACCGGGCCGGCAAGCCGGGCUCCCUGUGCGACGAGCACGGCCGCCUUUACUACAGCCUGUGCGACGCCUUCCAAGACCCCACGCCCGGCUACAGGCUGAUCACGUUGGUGGCAGCCAUUGUGCUUUUCUCGUUGGUAUUAUGCGACUUAUUUAGCGGAGUGGUCAGACAAAAUAACUUUUAGGUAAACGACGUAAGUAUCUGUUGUUGAUUGCCUUGGAAAUGGUCGAAACAAAAAUCACGAAUUUAAAAACCACAUGAGUAAUAACAUCUGGUUUUCAAAGCUAAUUUACAUCAUGAUACAUUUGAACAGUUGAUUCAUAGAAAUGAAUCAUAUUGUUUUUAUAUUGUUCCAGCAUCAAAUAUUAUAAUGAUGUUUUUCAUGUAGUUAAAGUAUAUAAGGUAGAGUGUUGAAUAAAAUAUUUUAUUAAGUGUAAAGGAAAUUUUCUUUGUGCAAAAUUUCUGCGGUGGUUAUUUGUAAUAGACGCGAUUGCGUGGGACUCCAUGAGUCAUGCAGACGAGGACGUUAACUCAUCAGUCAUCGAUCGUUAUCGUACAAUAUUGAAGGAAACCUCCUGUUAUUGUGAAUUGAAGUUGGAGCAAUUAGCUACGCAGUUUGCUACUGUAACUCUGACUAUGAAUAUAUGACCUUGAUUUUGAAAAGGUGCGUAUUAUAACAAUCUUUCUCCUUUGUGAUGGCCAUUCAGAUUUCAGCGGUAUUACUUAAACCAAGCUAUAUAAUAU
Molecule: messenger RNA, 2343 nt
Organism: Aricia agestis (brown argus)
Lineage: Eukaryota; Metazoa; Arthropoda; Insecta; Lepidoptera; Lycaenidae
Exons: 2
Coding region: 32-1783 (583 amino acids)
Source: RefSeq, a predicted model, not a curated record